AUGCAAGCACAGCCCGAUAAAAAUUUUAAAUUUAUUCUUGUCUAUCAAGAUCACUUAACUAAAUUUGUUUUACUGCGCCCAUUAACCCACAAGCGCGCGGAAAAUGUCGCUUGCGUUCUAUUGGACAUUUUCACUACAUUUGGUGCACCUUCGAUACUUCAUAGCAACAACGGUCGAGAAUUUGUUAGUACAAUUAUGAGUGACUUAUGUAAUAUGUGGCCUGGACUUAAAAUAGUUCACGGAAAACAACGACAUUCUCAGAGCCAGGGCUCUGUCGAAAGAGUAAAUCAGGACAUUGAAAAUAUGAUAGCUACUUGGCUUCAGGACAAUAACACAAGAAGAUGGAGCGAGGGGCUGAAAUUUAUUCAAUUCAUGAAAAACCGAUGUUUACACCAUGUGAUUAAAUGUUCACCAUACGAGGCAAUGUUUGGUACACAAGCUAAAGUUAAACUAGCCACUUCAUCACUUCCAAAAAAUUUUGCCUUCAUAUUGAAGAAAGAAGAAGACUUGGAAGAAGGUUUAAAAAAAACUGUCGUAUGCCCGAUCGGUGAUGGAAAUGUCAAUAUUAAUAAUGAAGUAAACGAAGUACAAGACAAAAUAAUAAGCGAUGACAUUUCCACAAAGAUCAAAUCUAUUGAUCAGAAAAGGUCCAGCUUAUUCCAAAAUUUACAAAAACAAGCUACGAAAAUGAAAGGAGCGUCAGGAAAUAGAUUUUGCAAAGGAAAAAUUGGCGAUAAUGUGAUAAUAAGAAUACCCAAUGUAGACAGAGCAAGAUGUGGCCAUCGAAAUAUUCUAAGUGUCAUACUUUCUGUAAAAGACAAUUUGUAUGAAAUUGGGACCAAGGAAGGAAAAAUAAAUCAAAUGUUUUGUCGUAACCAAUUUAAGUUAUACAAGGAGUCUCUUAUUACAACCGACGAAGUACCUGAAAAUAUAAUUUUACUAAGAGAAGUAGCUUGA
This is a messenger RNA of Metopolophium dirhodum (rose-grain aphid), 957 nucleotides long. Its product is annotated as KRAB-A domain-containing protein 2-like. Gene Ontology annotation, biological process: DNA integration. Gene Ontology annotation, molecular function: nucleic acid binding. The record is from RefSeq and is a predicted model, not a curated record. The coding region runs from base 1 to 957 and encodes 318 amino acids. The transcript has 4 exons. NCBI's taxonomy places the organism in Eukaryota, Metazoa, Arthropoda, Insecta, Hemiptera, Aphididae.